UGGCACUUGGAAAUGUAAUGUCUAUGUUCUUUAUAUCAGCAAUUUUCAGUGAUUACUUGGUAUCAAAAUGGGUAAAAAAAGCCCCAAAAACUCUCCCAAGAAAUCUGGAAUGCCUUCAAAGUCAUCACCUGCAACUGCAGGUUCAAGUUCUGAAAAGAAAAGUGUUUCUAUCACAAGUAAUAAAGGAGUUAUAGCAUCUUCCAAUUCACAAUAUACACCAGCAGCAUCAGACUGUGUCCCCUCUCCAAAACUGGGUGAAACCUCAUCAGGAGUGGCUGCACUUGAUAAAUCAAUGGAAAGAUUAUCCAUUGAUGAUAGAGUCAAGGUAGAUACUAAAGUUGUAAUUGGUUCUAAGAAAGAAACACCAAGUUCCACAGAUAGUCCACAUAUUCAAAAUACCAAUUUAGAGAAUUCAAUUAAAUCAAGUAGUACUCAUCAAAAAUUACCUAUCAUGCCUCUUGAGCUGGAUAAUGCCCCUCAGAAGUCUCAGUGGUCCGUGGAAGAAGAAAUGGACACCGUAUUGAACUUAAUUGACUCCAUCUAUUAUGUCUCAGAGCACGACAAAGCAUUGGCUACAUUUGACCUUAUCAGAGGUGUCAUAUCGGAAGAAAAACAAUGGAAGAGUCCCAGAGAGAUGAUAGACCGAAUCAUGACCAUCUAUGCUGAAAUUACUGCCAAGGUUCCUUAUGACACAACAUCAAGAAAUGUCAUCCUCAAACUCAGAAAGAUAAUUCUGGAUGAGUUCAGGGAAGCUGCAAAAGAUAUAAUGGCCCUAUCGAAAGUGUCUUCAACUUCAAAUUUCAUGAAGUCCAUCUCUGUGCUGAAUGAUGUCAUCAGCCUAGAUGCUGCACAGUUGCCAACGCUACCAGAUUCUGUCAACACUGUAGACCUGGCACAGAAAGUCAAGGAAAACGUCUUGGCGCUCAUGAUGGAGUACAAGAUGGAGCUUGAGAACAUUCCUACCCUGAUCGUGAACCAGGCCAAGAACAUCAUUGUCGAGGAUGAUGUUGUCAUGACUCACUCUUACUGCCCAAUUACCGCCCAGCUCUUCAUCAACGCCGCACGUCACUGCAAUUACACGCUCUAUGUCGUCGAGUCCCAGCCACUAUGCUAUGGGCACCUUCUCCUGGACGAUCUCAGGGGCAGCGAAGUGAACACGAUCCUCAUCCCAGACUGCAACGUGGGCGCCCUCAUGCCCAAGAUGACGAAGGUGAUAAUGCCCUGCAGCGCUAUCCUCGCUGACGGCAGCGUCAAAACCCUCUCUUUUGGGGGAGUCAUCUCGCACGUCGCCAUGACUGACAAAAAAGAGGUUUAUGUGAUAGCUGCCAAUUACCAGUUCACGCCAUCCCUGGUGAGUAACGUGAACCUGGAUUUAGAUCCACUCGAGGUUGACUCCGUGGGCUACAGCAGCAACUUUGGCUCCUUCCUCAAGAAGUUUGACCUCACAGACUGCACCGACGUCUGCAAGCACAUCACCAACACGGGCGCUGUGCCCCCCGCGCAGGCAUCUCGCGUCAUGGCUGACAUGUACAACCCUCGUCUGGACAACGAAGAGCCGCUCUCUAUCGUCUAGUGCUCGUCUACCGUCACGCAGUUUUGCCUAUAGCAAGAAAAAUUUUGCAACAAUGCCACAGUGUGACCAGAAUAUUAUCAGGCCAAAUCUAGAAUUAGUAGUUUAGUGUCACUGAUUUUGCAGUUUAAAAUGGAAUUUUUACGUGUUGUUGCACGAUCUAAAUUUCCAGUUAAGUGUCCAAGAUUUCAUUAGUUUAAAAAGUAUUUGGUCGAUAUUUUCUAAAAAAUUUUCAGUAUUUAAUUCAGUCUCCCAGAUCUGAAUUUGAUAGUAGAACUAUGGAAUAAUACUUGCGGAGACGUUGCAAGUUUCUGAGCGAUAUAUCUUGAACGCAUUCACACGAGAUACUUGAAUGGUGAUUGUCUUAGGAGGGUUUUUGGACCUUUCUGACGAAAUUUCUGGCUCGUUCCAUGAUCUGUGUGACUAGACUUUGAUGGUAUUUGUAUUUAUUUAUUGGUGGCAGGUUCAUAAGUCGAUUUUUCAGCCUCAUGGUGUAGCCUGUAUCUUUGAAUGUGAUCAGCUAGCAAUUUUUUCGUGUGUAUUUUACAUUUUUUAUACGAUUUUUCGCGUCAUGGACCUCAGAAGAAAAGUGUAAUUCUAAUUCUAUCACGGAAAUUUUUCUUGGAGUAUUUAGUGCUGAAACAACAUAUUAAACACUCACGGGUUCAGCGCACUUGGUUAUGAAUUGAUAUUUGUAUGCUUUGUUACAUGUUGGACAGUUUGCAUCGACCAAGCACGCAGCACACACCCGAAAAUAAAAAUGAGACUUCCUCACUGAAAUGAAAAAAAUGUAACUCAGU
Messenger RNA from Hyalella azteca, 2370 nucleotides. RefSeq lists its product as uncharacterized. NCBI's taxonomy places the organism in Eukaryota, Metazoa, Arthropoda, Malacostraca, Amphipoda, Hyalellidae. The record is from RefSeq and is a predicted model, not a curated record. The transcript has 8 exons. Gene Ontology annotation, molecular function: guanyl-nucleotide exchange factor activity; translation initiation factor activity. Gene Ontology annotation, cellular component: eukaryotic translation initiation factor 2B complex. The coding region runs from base 68 to 1573 and encodes 501 amino acids. Gene Ontology annotation, biological process: translational initiation.